UCUUGAAUAAAAUAUUCAGCGUUGCCCUUUAUCAGGUAUAACAAUUAAGUUUAACAUCCAGGCAUCCAUGAAAACAAAAUUAUUAACUUCAACGGAGUUAGAAGUUAACAGGAAGUUUGCUCGCUAGUUUACACCUAAAUAUGCCAUGUUCUGACUGAGGGAAUUCUGAAAAAAUUAAAACCUACAGGUCUGCUAUCACUUCCAUCAUAAAUGAUGGGCCAGAGAUUCAGCGCAAGAUUCAUCACGUCGUCAUUACAGAAUGACACCGGGUCAUUUGCAUACUAACAGGUGAUUGGAUGUUGGACGUCCCUCCUGCCCCGGGGCAGAGCCGCCCCCGUUGCCUAUCUGAAAAUUUGCGCGUCAAGCCAAUCUUUCUAUAUUUCGUCCAGCACUCUGUAAGAAUGAGGCUUCUUCAGCUGUUCGUAUUUGUGUCCUUCAUCUUUGCCUUUUGCAGUCAGGGACGGAUACCACAUGUGAGAGUCAUUUUAGGAGACCCGUUUACGCUUCCAGAAAACUGUCAGACCAAUGAAGAGGGUGAUCUGUACCGGCUUGAUCUUUACGGGACCCCCGGGCUGAAGGUGGCUGCCCACAAGCAAGACGUAUGGACACCGACCGAGAUUUACAAAGAGCGCAUCGGUAAAAACUCGUCGGUCGUGUUUAAUCACGCAGUUUAUACCGAUACCGGGGUUUAUGAGCUACGAUGCGGCGCUCGGAGGGUGGAUGUUCAGGUCAAAGUUGUCAUGUCCUCUGAAAGAUGCGUUAGCGAGGGAGAAGCGGUGAGCCUGCCCUGCUACUUUUCAACUACAGGGAAAGCGCGUUGGUCUGUGCGGUGGGAGAAAAACGGAGAAGACGUGCUUAAGCGGAAUUCAUGGGAAGACACCGGGGCUGCUGAGGGCAGACUGUCGCUGUCAGCGGACUGGGUCACACACGGAAACUUUUCUUUAACCUUGAAGCAAGCUCAGAAAGACGAUCAGGGCGAUUACUUCUGCUACAUCCAAGAUGAAGUCGUGAUUGCUGUGAGGCUGACGGUCACCAGCCAGAGGAGUCCGGCUCAGAGAAACAGCACCCGUCCUCCGUUUGUGCCUCCGACACCGAGAGCCUGUGAAGAAAGUAGAUUUCUGCCUACGGUGAUCAUUAUCAUUACAGCCGUGGUGUGUUUGCCUGUCGGCCUUUUGAUUGGCCGGUUAAUGACAUCAUGCUGCCCCAGAGGUGCCUCAUACGGGCACUGCGGUCGACCAAAUGAAGCCUAAGGACCAUGAGAAGCUCUCCUCUUCCUCCUCUUCAGCACAUCUGCCAGAAGCUGCCUCUCCUGCACAAUGCCAGCUUUUAUGAAUGCGCUUUAGUGUUUAGUGUGCACUUCAAUAAUGCCAACGGUAGUCACAAAUGAUAACAAUGACCAUUCACAUAUGAUUUUAUGCCUAUAUUUGUAUAUAUAUUUUCUAAAUAAAUAAAAAUCUCAUUGAGAUUCAAAUCAGUUUCAACAGAGACCAUCUGUACUAUCAUGGGCUUC
Haplochromis burtoni (Burton's mouthbrooder) is the source of this 1510-nucleotide messenger RNA. RefSeq lists its product as uncharacterized. The transcript has 2 exons. Lineage: Eukaryota; Metazoa; Chordata; Actinopteri; Cichliformes; Cichlidae. Gene Ontology annotation, biological process: cell surface receptor signaling pathway; T cell costimulation; cellular response to lipopolysaccharide. Gene Ontology annotation, cellular component: external side of plasma membrane. The record is from RefSeq and is a predicted model, not a curated record. The coding region runs from base 297 to 1250 and encodes 317 amino acids.